GCAGGGCCGGGGCGGAGCGCAGGAAGGCGGGGCGCCCUGCCGGGGCGGGGUGGUGGCUGCGGCCGUGGUUCCGCCCCCGGCCGCCCCCGGCCCGCCCUCCGCCGGCCGGCUGGUGCGGCCAUGGAGGUCUACAUCCCGUCCUUUCGCUACGAAGAGAGUGACCUGGAGCGGGGAUACACGGUCUUCAAGAUAGAAGUACUAAUGAAUGGAAGAAAACACUUUGUUGAAAAGAGGUAUAGUGAAUUCCAUGCCUUGCACAAAAAGCUUAAGAAAUGCAUAAAAACACCAGAAAUCCCUUCUAAACAUGUUAGAAACUGGGUCCCAAAAGUCUUGGAACAACGACGACAAGGUUUGGAAACAUAUUUACAGGCUGUCAUUUUAGAAAAUGAAGAACUUCCCAAACUGUUUCUUGACUUCCUAAACGUGCGACACUUGCCCUCGCUACCGAAGGCGGAGAGCUGUGGAUCUUUCGAUGAAACAGAAUCUGAAGAGUCAAGCAAACUGUCCCACCAGCCAGUGCUGCUGUUCCUCAGGGAUCCAUACGUCUUGCCUGCAGCCAGCGAUUUUCCAAAUGUGGUUAUUGAAGGAGUUCUCCAUGGGAUCUUUUACCCUCAUCUGCAGCCCAGGUAG
This is a messenger RNA of Elephantulus edwardii (Cape elephant shrew), 630 nucleotides long. RefSeq names its product sorting nexin-24-like. The record is from RefSeq and is a predicted model, not a curated record. The transcript has 7 exons. The coding region runs from base 121 to 630 and encodes 169 amino acids. NCBI's taxonomy places the organism in Eukaryota, Metazoa, Chordata, Mammalia, Macroscelidea, Macroscelididae. Gene Ontology annotation, molecular function: phosphatidylinositol phosphate binding.